AUGGGCAAUGGGCAGGAGAUUAGGCCGGUGGCGCGGGGACCUAGGACGGGGCCCGGCCCGGGCAGAUCCGGUCGGGCCCGGUCUUAUGCGAAGCGGAAAAGAUGGGCCAUGCGCGGAGCGGGUCGGAAUCGGGGUGGGCGAAGUGCAAGGCCUGGCUCGAGGCCGGAUGACGUUGUGGCGCUGCACUCGGCUCUCGGCCCCCCUCCCUCUCUCGUACGAUUCUUCUCGUGUCCCGCGGCGAGAGGCAGAGCCCUCCGCGAGGAGGGAGUGACAGAAAGACAAUUCUCGGGCAGCGUAGAUCGCCAGAGCUCAAUCGGAGGCCAGAGGCGCUGA
This is a messenger RNA of Marchantia polymorpha subsp. ruderalis, 333 nucleotides long. The record is from the annotation of a GenBank genome assembly. NCBI's taxonomy places the organism in Eukaryota, Viridiplantae, Streptophyta, Marchantiopsida, Marchantiales, Marchantiaceae.